AUGUCGUUUUCAGUUAAUUCCUCCCCAACCGCGUUAAUUUCAGGUCUUCUUGCAAAGACGAACUCUGCCGAUCAAGCAGCUUUUAUGAACCUGUCCUGUGUCAACUUCCCGAAGCACCUCGAGCCUGAAAAAAGCCCCGAAGAAGUUGCUUUGGCUAUAUUUCAGACCAAUGCUGUUGCGGCUGGAAAUGGUGUUGGAAUUUUUCCGAGGAUGGCCCGCCUAAAUCAUGGAUGUUCAAGUGCAUUCAACGUUGUUUACUCCUGGAGAGAAAAGGAAGGCGUGCUCGUGGUCUACGCCUUGAAAUCCAUACGCAAGGGAGAGGAACUACUGACUACCUAUACGGAGUUGAGACGGCCGAGAGAACAGCGUCGAGCAUAUCUCACGGAGCACUAUGGUUUCUAUUGUACCUGCAGUGCUUGCUCAAUUCCAGAGGAGCAGUCUCGCGCCUCUGACAUUCGGUUAGCCACGAUAUCCGAAGAAUAUGGUCGCUUCGCAACCUGGGGCAAUCACGAAAUCAGUGGGAAAGAAGCGAUCGAUCACAUCAGGAAGAUAUGGGCACUCGAAGAUGAAGAGGGGUAUUGGAGCGAGCGAGGGCGUCUCGCAGCCGACGCCGCUUGGAUCGCCGCAGCCCAUUCAGAGUGA
Laccaria bicolor S238N-H82 is the source of this 642-nucleotide messenger RNA. RefSeq lists its product as uncharacterized. Gene Ontology annotation, molecular function: protein binding. The record is from RefSeq and is a predicted model, not a curated record. Bases 1 to 642 code for a protein of 213 amino acids. The transcript is spliced from 3 exons. NCBI's taxonomy places the organism in Eukaryota, Fungi, Basidiomycota, Agaricomycetes, Agaricales, Hydnangiaceae.